Molecule: messenger RNA, 2404 nt
Organism: Somion occarium
Lineage: Eukaryota; Fungi; Basidiomycota; Agaricomycetes; Polyporales; Cerrenaceae
Source: the annotation of a GenBank genome assembly
AGCGACACAUAUUGCAUUCUUCUGUGUUAUGACACAAGAUAGACUUCUCUUGCAUACUCAAUACAAAAGUAUUUUGCCAUCUAUUUGCAUUGUGUGAUAAUCCUGCGUCUCCGAGCUCGGGUUCCCUUCAAAUAUUGUGUAUAAUGUAGUAAGCGCCUGUACGUGGCGUGGCGCGGCUGUGGCCAACAGGCCAAGGUCGGCUGGCUGCCUCUUGCACCGCAACCUCGACGACCAUAAAGACUCGUUUCUCUCCUCGCCCUUUCCCUUGUGCUCCCACUUCUCAGUAUACCUUCGCUCGCUGUUUUCUCUUUCUCUACUCCACAUUCUUAAUCAUGGUGGCGGCAUUCGAGGCUCUUAUGGCCAUGAGUGCCACUAACACUCGGAAGGUCGAAAACGACUUCCAGACACUCCUAGCAGAGAAACAGCGACAGGAAAAACUCAAACGGAAGGCGCAAGAAGAGAAGGAGAAGAGAGAAAGAGAGCUUCAGGCGAAAUUACGUCUGAAGCACAUGGAAGAGGAGAAACGGAAUCAGGAGAGGUUGAAGAGACAGGAAGAGGAGCGUGCGGCCAAACAACGGGAGAUGGAGAGAAGGGAGGCUGAGAUGAGGGAUAGUCUGCGAUUUGGUCCUAAAGGUUCAAAGACUCAAUAUCCGUCUUCGAGUUCUGCGGGUGGCUCACGACGUAGGACCUCCCCCUCGGACGAUGGCGACGGUCCCGGCGGCUCAGCGCUCACUCGAGAGGAGAAGAGGAGAAAACGGCUAGAGAACGAGAUGCGAUUUGGCUUGAAGACAUCCAGAAGGUCUACCCAUACUUCAGGUUACCAGAGGAUGGGUAAACGGCUCCCAGGCGGUGCUGUUGAUGUUGUGGCCACGGCCAACAACAGCGACAGCGCCAAUGCUACGCAGUACCGUUCCGUGAAGGAACGAUUGGCUGCCCAGAUGCCUACACUUACGCCUCUGAAUCAGGAGAAGCGCGAUACUCGAACGAUUGACGAGUUCACUCGAGAUCUUAAGGCGAAGAAGGAGGGGAGGGUUCUGGAGGGCGAUGCAGCGAAAGAGUUCCUCGCUCAUGGUUUCUUCAGCACUAAAACCAAACCGGAACUCAAGUCGUCGCAGGCGUCGUCGAUGUUUGGAUCCCGUGCUAGCUCGAUGGAGAACGAUUCGACAACUGCUGCUACUAGGCCAGGUGUGAAGAGCACCCCCUCGAAAUCUGCCACUCCUCCAGUCCAAUCCAAACUCGUACCCUCUGCCAAAUCCUCUGUACCUGCGACGAAGCCUGCUAUGCCCUCGUUCACAAAGACCUCGGCCCUAUCUGUGAAAGCCAUUGGGAAACUCCCCGCCCCAUCUAGUAGCGCUCCCGCGAAAACGCCGAGCAAACAACCUCUGUCCAAAGCCACACCCUCUUCCAGCAAGGUUUCUACUACUCCUCGACCUGUGCCCAAACCAUCCCUUUCCUCCAGUGCUUUGUCUAAGAAACGUCCUCGUUCACCUUCUCUCAGUCCCUCUCCGCCUCCUUCCAAAAGACGUCCCUCCGGUCCCAAGGAUGAUCUCAGUUCUCAAAUCUGGGCAUUGUUUGGUAGGGACCGGGACCGUUACGUUAAUCAGGAUGUUCUCAGUGAUGAUGAGGAUAUGGAGGCGGACGCCAGCGCUCUCGAAAGAGAGGAAUUGCGCAGGUCAGUCGUCUUUCUGUCGGCUAAUACUAAUGAGUCAUAUCCGGUUUGUGCUGUGAUAUUGAUUGUGGCUUUGUUUUGCUUUGUUACAGUGCCCGCCUUGCACGGAGAGAGGACGAGGAGGCACUGGAAGAAGAAAGACGCCGCGAGGAGGAGAAGCGCAGGCGCAAGAAGGAAAAGGAGGCUCGUGAGCGACGUCUCUGAUUUCCGUUUCCUUCUGUGGGGAAAGAGUCAUCACAGGAUGGCUUGCAAACAUAAUGGUAUUUCAGACUUUUACUUUCUGUCACCCCACUCAUAUGAUUCAUGACUGUACCCAUUGACGUAUCUUUGGUUCAAAGCUGUUCCUAUCGUCCUACCGUCUCUUCUGUCUUCAUCCUUAUUCUCCCUGUUAGGUCCUCAUAUCGUUCCCUGUAUCACUCGUCAUUCUUCACCAGUUUUGUGGAUACCCCACACGCAUACAUCAGUGCCAUCGACAUUUUUUUCUUCAUGACCCAUCAUCUAUCAUCUACUCGGUUCUCUGUUCUCUUGCCAUGGCUCGCGCACUUUUUGACUUGUAGAAUCAUCUUGCCUAGGCUUGCUUGCUUUAGGUUACUGUAUUUCCAUGACAUUUCCAAUUGCAUGAUAUUCACACAUAGAUGAGGCAAUUUCAAGCUGGACGGGAGCUCGAGCCUUGCCGUUUAUCUUCUCACUCGGCAGGUGUGAAUGUGAACAGUCGAAGAAAUGCAUAUUGGACUC